AUGUGGCCCACGAGGUCUUACGAUGAGACUCAGAAUGCCCUCAAAAUUGAACACCUCACGAGGCUGUUUGAAUUCUGCCAACAAACUUUCUUCACUUUUGCGGGAGAGACCUAUGAACAAAUUAAGGGAACCCCAAUGGGCUCACCGGUCUCCGGUUUGGUGGCAGAACUGGUCCUACAGGAGUUAGAAAAGAUUGCCUUCCUCCAACAUGAACCGGUGUUUUGCCGCCGUUGCGUAGACGGCACGUUCGUCAUCGUAAAGAAGGACAUGCUGCAACAUUUCCACAGCCUGCUCAACGCAGUCUUCCCUGAUAUAAGAAUCACGAGGGAAGAAGAACAAGAACAGCAGUUGCCCUUCCUGGAUGUGCUCGUCAGACGAAACCUUAACGGUGAACUUGAAACGACUGUUUAUAGGAAGGCUACGAACACCACACAGCUUCUCAGUUUUCACAGCAACCAUCCGGCGGCUCACAAACGAAGCUGUGUGAAGACGCUCUUCUAA
This is a messenger RNA of Spirometra erinaceieuropaei, 501 nucleotides long. The record is from the annotation of a GenBank genome assembly. NCBI's taxonomy places the organism in Eukaryota, Metazoa, Platyhelminthes, Cestoda, Diphyllobothriidea, Diphyllobothriidae.